UUGAAAUGGAUUUAUACGCUUGUUUUGUAUUUUCAGAUGAGAUGAGAGGGCAGGUUUCUACACUAAGGCAAUGGAUAAAAGUUAUUAUUACUUCUCAGCUACAAACUGUUCACUAAUACUUUUCAAAGGCUAAUCAUGAAGAAUGAAUCAUGUAUCCUAGUUCUGGUUUUGCUAUGUAUCCGGUGCUAUGCUAGGAUAGAAAGGGAACAUGCAUUUGAAAUAGACAGCUUAUCACCGGACUCUGUAGCAGUCGAUAUACAAUCAGACAUACCGGGACAGAUAACUUGGAUAUAUACAGACGACCAUAAUUUCAGACUUAAAGUAAAAAUCAUUGGUGAAAAUGAAAAUUCAGUAAAUUCUACUGACAUACAUCUCAUCACAACAAAUUCUUCUGUAAAACUUGCCGUCAGGGAAAAAUAUUUUCCUGUUGUACCUUCGCCUGUGACAGGAUCCGGAAGUGCACUGAGAAUCCCGGCAUACCUUGUAUGGUUCCUGGUGUUGCUGAUUGGCUGGAAUAAUCCAAUGGCAGUGCUUUUGAUAGCUGUAGUGUAUGGGUUUACUCCAGGGACAGCCGACAUGAUCUACGACAUUCCGAAGAAAACCGUACAAAUAGAAGUAACAGCUCCCAGACGACUUUCCUACAGAACUGUCAACUUGUACAUAAAUGGCGGGAAACUGCGUGUUGUAGACUGGGAACCAGAGAGAGCGGAAGUAGUUACAUGCGAGACGGAAACAGCUGCGGGCGGUUGUCCGAACUGCUGUCAUGGUAACGGUGUUUGUGUCGGUAAUCAGUGUAUUUGUGAUGAAAAUUACAACCAGGAAUCAAAUUGUGCUUUGGGAAACGCACAGGCCGUUUUCUUUUCACAUCCACUGGACCCUCGAUUUGACCGAACUCUUCUACCAAAUAGUGAUGUUUUGACAUUAGGUCGUGCGUUUCAGUUCAUACAACAACCGCCAUAUUUGAAAGAUCCGGAUGUGUAUACUAUGGAAAUUAAAUCUCGUGAUGACACGUUUUCUCACAUUUUGAUAAUAUUUCAUCCAGAUGGCUUCAUUGAGAAAAUCUUAGACACCGGUUCAAUGAAAAAUGAUGCAAUAAAAUUUAAAAGAUCAAGGUUAAAAUCUUGUCUGAUUCGUCUCAAAGGAAAUCUCAUCAAUACAGAGAUAAACAUUUGUGAUAAAACUAACAGUGCGCAAAAUAUUGAGAACGACAGAACUUCAAAAGAGAAUGGAGGCAGAGAAAGUACAUCAGACAGAAAAAGAGACAAAGAACAUAGGAGGAAGAGUACUAGAAACAGACAAAGAUUAAAAUUUCCGUACGAGUUUAAAUUUGUUGAAUUUCCUGUCAGAAUUCAUCGCUGUGGAUAUAAUUCACAGGACAGAAAACAUGUAUAUUUUCAACUUUUGAAAGAAAAAAUGGAUCCAUCACACGUAAGCGGUUCUCAGACAAGACGUUCAUUGUCUUUUCGUGUUAAUGAAAAUAUCAUUUUACUGCCUCAUGAAACUAGCGAUGGCACUGUGGUACUUCGUUUACCAAAUAACUCAGUUCCCUUGGGAUCUAAAGAAAUCACUUCAAAGUGUGAAAUGACGAAAUCCCUACACAGAAAAAUAUGUUUUCCAUCAAAUUUAGAAAACUUUAGAAUUGUUUGUAACAGUAUUUUUAACCUUUCUGACAUUAAUCACUCUACGCCCCCGCAUAUUUCUAGAACUAUACAAUUAUGUAGGUUCGUGCUUGAAUCAGUUACCAGCUAUUGUGAUAAACAUAUUUUUGAAACAGUAUCACAGGACAAACCGUGCCUGGCAAACUAUAUAAACAAUUUUAAUUUAUUUUCUGAACAUAGUUACCAACUCCGCCCUAUUGCACAUUUUCCAGACGAAAAAGUUAUGUACGGCUAUGUACAGGAUGUCAAUUUCGCCAACAACACUCAAUUAGGACAGGGGAGUAAAGAAUUAACCAUAACUGAUAAUGAUGCAAAUUUCAAAAUAGUAAAAAUUUCUGUCAUUCCUACAGAUCCAGUGCCGCAUGAUAUUUAUCAAGUAAAAUUAGAGUACGCAUGCGCAACAAGUCAGACUGUUAUCAAAAUGACAGUGUACGGUAGUGAUUAUUACAGUAACAGUGUGACAUGUCAUGGUACCACUCAGUGCAGCUGCUGUAUAUUGCAUGCGGCUGGUGCACCGAAUGCGGUCGUAGAUCACGUGACCAUUAAUGUCACCGACCCAUCAAGAAAUUACAAACUAGUUCAAGAAAUGGUUGUUGUAUUUUAAUAUGGUUUAUCAUGUAAGGCCGGUGUGCCAUGCUUAUUGUCAGAUGUCAAAACGUUUAUGCUAAAUGUGAAACAUUUAAUGCAAAUUGUCAUAAGCUUAUUACCAAAUUGUUUAACUUAAGGAGUUUCUGAAUGUUACUUGCAAAUAUCUGAAAACAUGUUCCGCCAGUCUGAUUUGAAGCAGUAGCAUCUUAUUGCGGGACUGAAACCGUUUACUCAGAGAAUUAGUUUUCAGACAAGAGACAAAGUUAUGUUACAAAAUGUCAAUAACUACUUAAGGUAUGCAUUCAUCUACUGAUAUAUUCAGCAUUGUUUCAAUAAACGUUCAGCUUUAAGUAUUUUCUAUGUAUUGUUUUGCAUUUUGCAAAUAACAAUUAGACUUUAUCCCUUUACAAUUACCAUUUGACAGAUUACAUUUGACCAGCGUUUAGCAGCAAUUGGUAUUAAGUAAUUGCCAUUUAGCAUUUUUGGCAGUUGAUUUGGGCUUUCUAUAGUUUAUCAAUAAACAUCACUAGCACAUGUACUUGGUAAUGUAAUACAAAUGUAGUAGUAUCAAAAUUAUGGAAGGUCGAUGUACCAUGCAAAUAGACAGAUGGUAAAUGUCAAAUGCCAAAUACUUUUUGUUAAAUGCCAAAUUCUCAAUGACAGGUGCUAAAUACGAAUGCUGUAUGUCAUUUACUUAAUGCUAAGGCCAAAUGUUACAUGUAAAAUAUCUAAUGCUAAUUUCCAAACGAUAAAUGCUUACUGCCAAAUAAUUUACCUUUAUGACUAUCUGUAACUCUUAAACUUUGGAUUGUGAUUUUCAAAUAUAUGAAAACAUAUAAUGGGAGGCUUGUGCGCCAUGCUAAUUGCAAAACCCUAAAUCACAAAUAGUUUGUGCAAAGUGCUGUUUGCCAAAUGUACAAUGUCAAAUAUUGAUUGAAAACGGCAAAAGUCAAAUGCUUAAUGCUAAAUGUUAAUUGCGAAAUGCGAAAAAAUAUAUGCCAACUGUUAUGUAAACUGUUCUGAAAAAAUGAACAUAAUGACUUUCGUCAGUCGUUGGUAAACGAACGACAUCCUUACCAUGUACAUGUAUCUAUACAUGUUACAUUUUUGCCUGUAAUUUCCUUGUAACUUGACAGAAAAACAAGUGCUUUCCUCGGCACAAAACGUCUCCCACACUGAAUCAAUACUGGCCUCAAACUCUUUGCCCAAAUUCUAGUGUGUACGAUACCUACACAUUUGGUCCACGAAAAAACAUGUGGGUCAAGUGUUUUAGAAAAAUAUCAAGAAUUUCUGGCAUACGCUUUUAGGCGAGGAAGGCACCCAUUUUCCUGUCUUCGACGCUUCUUAUUCUGUUGAAAUCUGUCAAGUAAUAAGGAAAUCAUUAUAAGCAAAAAAUCGAGCAAUUUUGCCCUAUGUGUACGACAGAUGAAGGUCACGUGGGCUGGAUUUGGUGAUGUUCAAAUUUCCUGUAAAAUAUCCCUCUAACCUUUAUAGAAGCUUUUAGCAUUAAGCAUUUGUCAUGUGUUUUCCCACAUUUUGCAAUUAACAAUAUGAGCAUAUAUCAUUUGGCACAUGAUAUUUGACUUUAAACAUUUAGCAAUUAACAUUUGGAAUUGAUAACUGCCAUUCAGCAUUUGAUAUCAAGAUGAUGAUUUGUUCCCAAAGAAACAUAUAUCACCCACCACGUUGCAACAUACUAGUAUCUUCGUAUAAAUAUACAGAAAGUUAAUAUGAGCCGUGCCAUGAGAAAACCAACAUAGUGGGUUUGCGACCAGCAUGGAUCCAGACCAGCCUGCGCAUCCGCGCAGUC
Messenger RNA from Mercenaria mercenaria, 4056 nucleotides. RefSeq lists its product as uncharacterized. The record is from RefSeq and is a predicted model, not a curated record. The transcript has 6 exons. Bases 136 to 2262 code for a protein of 708 amino acids. Lineage: Eukaryota; Metazoa; Mollusca; Bivalvia; Venerida; Veneridae.